UAUUGCCCGUGCGGGAGGCGGCUGGGCGGGAGGGUUGUGGGCGGGGGGGCGGCUGCCGGCGCCGCUCCCGCCAGCGCCCCGGUGGGGGGAGGAGGAGGACGACGACAACAACAACGACAACAACAACAACGACGACAGCGAGGAGGAGGAGGAGGGUCGCCCUCCCGCCAGCCCGCCUAACGGGGUGCGGCGGCGGCUGUAAGGGCGGCUCUGAGGGGUUGCGAGCGCUACUGGGGCGCUGCCCGUCGUGGGCGGCGGCCGCGGGCCGGCUCUUGGAGACGGGAGGCCGCGGCUGGAAGGUUUAAGUGUACAAAUCACUGCUUGAAAAACUUUCAGUACAAAGCUAUCUAAAGACUUAAAAAUGCCUCCACGACCAUCAUCUGGCGAACUAUGGGGCAUCCACUUGAUGCCACCGAGGAUCCUUGUGGAGUGUCUUCUCCCAAAUGGAAUGAUAGUGACUCUAGAAUGCCUCCGUGAGGCCACCUUACUAACUAUUAAGCAUGAACUCUUUAAAGAAGCGAGAAAAUACCCUCUCUAUCAGCUUCUUCAAGAUGAAUCAUCUUACAUUUUUGUAAGUGUUACACAAGAAGCAGAAAGAGAAGAAUUUUUUGAUGAAACUCGGAGACUUUGUGACCUGCGACUAUUUCAGCCUUUUCUAAAAGUCAUUGAACCAGUAGGUAACAGAGAAGAAAAGAUUCUUAAUAGAGAAAUAGGUUUUGCUAUUGGCAUGCCUGUCUGUGAAUUUGACAUGGUUAAGGAUCCAGAAGUACAAGACUUCAGAAGAAACAUUCUUAAUGUUUGUAAAGAAGCAGUGGAUCUUCGAGAUGCCAACGCACCACAUAGUAGAGCAUUAUAUGUCUGUCCUCCAAAUGUAGAGUCUUCACCGGAGCUACCCAAACACAUAUACAAUAAACUAGAUAAAGGGCAAAUUAUAGUGGUGAUAUGGGUAAUAGUCUCACCGAACAAUGAUAAGCAGAAAUACACCUUAAAAAUAAAUCAUGACUGUGUGCCUGAGCAAGUUAUUGCUGAAGCAAUUAGGAAGAAAACACGAAGUAUGUUGCUAUCAUCUGAACAACUUAAACUUUGUGUCUUGGAGUACCAAGGCAAAUAUAUUUUAAAAGUGUGUGGCUGUGACGAAUACUUGCUAGAAAAAUAUCCCCUGAGCCAGUAUAAGUAUAUAAGAAGCUGUAUAAUGCUUGGUCGCAUGCCCAAUCUGAUGCUGAUGGCUAAGGAAAGCCUAUAUACCCAGCUACCACUGGACACCUUUACAAUGCCAUCUUACUCCAGACGUAUCUCUACAGCUACACCCUACAUGAAUGGAGAAGCUACAGCCAAAUCCCUCUGGACUAUAAACAGUGCCCUCAGAAUAAGGAUCCUCUGUGCAACCUAUGUAAAUGUGAACAUCAGGGACAUAGACAAGAUCUAUGUUAGAACAGGUAUCUACCAUGGAGGGGAACCUUUGUGUGACAAUGUGAAUACUCAAAGGGUACCUUGUUCUAAUCCCAGAUGGAAUGAAUGGCUGUUGUAUGACAUGUACAUCCCUGAUCUUCCACGUGCUGCUCGGCUCUGCCUUUCCAUCUGUUCCGUUAAAGGCCGGAAGGGUGCUAAAGAGGAGCACUGCCCAUUGGCUUGGGGAAAUAUAAACAUGUUUGAUUACACAGACACUCUUGUAUCUGGGAAAAUGGCUUUGAAUCUUUGGGCAGUACCUCAUGGGCUGGAGGAUUUGUUAAAUCCUAUUGGUGUUACUGGAUCAAAUCCAAAUAAGGAAACUCCAUGUUUAGAGCUGGAAUUUGACUGGUUUAGCAAUCCUGUAAAGUUUCCAGAUAUGACAGUGAUCGAAGAACAUGCCAACUGGACUAUAUCACGGGAAUUGGGCUUUAACUACAGCUAUGCAGGGCUGAGUAACAGAAUAGCUAGAGAUAACGAAUUAAGAGAAAGUGACAAGGAGCAACUUCGAGCCAUAUGUACACGAGAUCCUUUAUCUGAAAUCACUGAGCAAGAGAAGGACUUCCUCUGGAGUCACAGACAUUAUUGUGUGAAUACUCCAGAAAUUCUGCCCAAAUUACUUUUGUCUGUUAAAUGGAAUUCUAGAGAUGAAGUGGCUCAGAUGUACUGUUUGGUAAAAGAUUGGCCUCCGAUCAAGCCAGAGCAAGCAAUGGAGCUUUUGGACUGUAAUUAUCCAGAUCCAAUGGUGCGAGCUUUUGCAGUUCGGUGUCUAGAGAAGUACUUGACAGAUGACAAACUGUCUCAGUACUUAAUCCAGCUAGUACAGGUUCUGAAAUAUGAACAGUAUUUAGAUAAUCAGCUUGUGAGAUUUUUACUCAAGAAGGCACUGACCAAUCAAAGGAUAGGACAUUUCUUCUUUUGGCAUUUAAAGUCUGAAAUGCACAAUAAAACUGUAAGUCAGAGGUUUGGUUUGCUUCUGGAGUCCUAUUGUCGGGCAUGUGGAAUGUACCUGAAGCAUCUGAGCAGGCAGGUGGAGGCUAUGGAGAAGUUGAUUAACCUCACAGAUAUUCUCAAGCAGGAAAAAAAAGAUGAGACCCAAAAGGUACAGAUGAAGUUUCUUGUUGAACAAAUGAGACGGCCAGAUUUUAUGGAUGCUUUACAAGGUUUUAUCUCUCCUCUUAAUCCUGCACAUCAACUGGGAAAUCUUCGGCUUGAGGAGUGCAGGAUAAUGUCAUCUGCAAAAAGGCCCCUGUGGUUGAACUGGGAAAACCCAGAUAUUAUGUCUGAAUUAUUAUUUCAAAACAAUGAGAUAAUAUUUAAAAAUGGAGACGACUUGCGUCAGGACAUGCUGACACUUCAGAUAAUUAGAAUUAUGGAAAACAUCUGGCAAAAUCAGGGUCUUGAUCUUCGGAUGUUGCCUUAUGGUUGUUUGUCUAUUGGUGACUGUGUGGGACUCAUUGAGGUGGUGAGGAGCUCUCAUACGAUCAUGCAGAUUCAGUGUAAAGGAGGCUUAAAAGGAGCACUGCAGUUCAACAGCCAUACAUUGCAUCAGUGGCUCAAGGACAAGAACAAAGGAGAAAUGUAUGAUGCAGCUAUUGACUUGUUUACACGUUCUUGCGCUGGCUACUGUGUUGCUACCUUUAUACUGGGCAUUGGUGAUCGCCACAAUAGUAACAUCAUGGUAAAAGAUGAUGGACAACUGUUUCACAUUGACUUUGGGCACUUCCUUGAUCACAAGAAGAAAAAAUUUGGUUAUAAAAGAGAGCGUGUGCCAUUUGUCUUAACACAAGACUUCUUAAUAGUAAUUAGUAAAGGAGCCCAAGAAUGUACCAAAACAAGGGAGUUUGAAAGGUUUCAGGAGAUGUGUUAUAAGGCUUAUCUAGCAAUUCGGCAGCAUGCCAAUCUCUUCAUAAAUCUUUUCUCCAUGAUGCUUGGCUCAGGAAUGCCAGAACUGCAGUCCUUUGACGAUAUUGCAUACAUUCGAAAGACCCUUGCAUUGGACAAAACUGAGCAGGAAGCUCUUGAGUAUUUCAUGAAGCAAAUGAAUGAUGCUCACCAUGGUGGUUGGACAACAAAAAUGGACUGGAUCUUCCACACAAUAAAGCAACAUGCUUUGAACUGAAAUGAAAGCAAAGAAAACAAGAACUGAUAGCCCACUUUGUGGGUACUGCACUGUUAAUACCUGUUAGCAGCAAUGACUGGUUGCAUAGGAAUUGCACAAAUCACAAACACUAGAAUUUAUGGCAAGCAAAGAGAUGAACUGUUCAGACAACUGUUGGAAAGUAAUGUAAAACAGGGUUUCAGAUAGCACUAAAAUUGUACGCUUCAAAAAUUAAGCUUUAGUAUGAUGUGUGACUUCAUGUUAUGCCUUAAGCCCAAAAGGUAAACUUGGAAGAAUGUUUCCUUUUUUCAUUUGAUAGGAUAAAUUAGAAGGAAAAAGAAAAUAGUGCUAGCAUGAACAUAGUCCAUCACAUAUUACCUUAGAUCUGGUACAGCAAGUAGAGACUAUGCUGGAUUGAGAAGAGUGAAAAGAGAAUUCAAGUGAUAGAAAAUAUUUAAAUGCAGCAUAGUUUGUAAGGGAAGAAGUUUUAAGCUCAAAGAUCUAAAAACAAUAGUGAGAGGACAGUGCCUUUUAAAUGUGCUCAGAGGCAUUAACGCUUAUGGGGUUUAGAUGACCCUUUGAUUUCUGGGUCCGUCACCUGCACAGUUUCCGAAAGCAGUAGGAAAUAGGUCCAUUCAGUAUGGUGUUUCUUCUGCUCAGUAUUUCUAGGGGUGCAAUUCAUACCUUCACAAAGAAACUCCCUAUCAUCCCCCAAAACUGACUAACCUGGAAAUGGAAUGGUCAGAAUUGGGUUUAGUGCAACGGAGAGUUGUAGUGUUCAUCUUAGGUUUGCUUUAAUCUAACUUGAACUGAAUAGAUUUUUUUCAUACAUGUUUUCCAGUACCUAAAGAAAGGUGAGUUAUUAAAAUUAUUGAAAGAUUAUUUUUUUAUAAAGGCUAUUUAUAUAAUAGGAACUAUUAUUAAUAUAUAUUCUUUAUUUACAUGAUUUGUCCAAUAUUCACUCUUUUAAUUUUGCAGCCCAGUUCUAUCUGUCCAAGACUCCCGUUUCCAUUAAUGUCACUGAAGGUGACCAGAUAUACUCCUAGGACCAAAUUCAACCCUGGUGAAAGAGGACACAAGUACCAUUGAAGUAGUGGGAGAUAUACCCACUAAUGCCAGAGGUGAACUUGGCCUAAGUCUCUUCACAAGUUUUUGGGCAUCACUCUUCACGUUACUGAAGUGAUAUGCUGGCUAUUCAAGGAAUGUACAUUUAAACCCUCAAUCCUUGGGUCCACCAUUUCUCUUCUUUCUUCCUCCUUUGGAAGUGGUUGUUUAAUCCAGUAACAGACACAUCAGAAACAGCAAUUUAGAUUUUCAACAUGAUCAAUAAUAAGCAGUUCAACAUACAGCAGAUAAGUUGGCUAGCUCAAAGCAUGUGGAGUUACCAAACAUUUUAUACCUUUGUCUGUUUUGUGUGUGUAAUAUAUAUUUGUAAAUCUAGUUGUUGUCCUCUAACACAAUUACAAUGUGUGCAAUCAAUUAAAUUGGCACCACUUUUUGAAACUGGUCAGAGUACUGAGGAUUUCAGACUGCCCUUAUUGCACAACUUCAGGUAGGACUGUUUUUCUAAUUAUUAAACAGUUUUUUUAAUUAGUGAAGCCCAUGAUUCUGAGGGUAAUGUUCACCCUAACAUUUUAAACUUGUUAGAUUGGCAGCACUUGGAGUGAAUUCCAAAGGUUUGGGGCUUUCGGGGGUUCAGCUUAUUCUCUUGCAAACACGCACCAAGGUGCCACUCAAAGUGCAAUACCACAUGUAAUAUAAAAUAUGCUGACAGCUGGUGUUAGAUUAGAAUAUAAGUAUAUAACUAAACUGUACUUUGUGGAGGCUGUACUAAUGAGGUAAUGAGUGGUUGGCUUCAUUUAGCAAAUUGUAAUAUAUUAAAAAUGUGCAAUCAAUUACAUUAUGAAAGACUUUGGGGAUUGUAAAGCCAGGACUUUGGUCUUUCAAGAUACUUUCAUAGUCAAGAUCCUGCAGUUGAUUACUGCACCCAUGGAUACUUGAUGUUAUGGGGAGAAACCUGUUUUUGUGGACACUACAGAAGUUCCAAGAAUAGUAUGGGGAAUGUGAAACUUGAUUUCCUUCAUUCUGCUAAAUAUUUUGGAGUAGUCAAAUAGACUUCCCAUUGCUCUCUUUAUUGACUGUUACAUAUUCCUUUUUGUUCAUAUGAAUAUUUUAACUCCUGCUAACCUUGGUCAUACUUUCCAGACAAAAUUACCCUUGUAUGUGUUACUUUGCAGUCAAACCACUCUGGUGGUUAGAUCUUUUAAAACAUGGCUUAGUUUCAAUUUGAAUUUAGUUCUCAAUCUGAAACCCCGUUGGCUGUAACCCUUAAUUUAACUGAGUAAAACUGUUGCACAAAUGCUACAUUAGGUGCUAUAUUAUCCUUAUUUAUCUGGUAUUGAAACAAUGCUUUACCUCAUUUAUCUAAGAUGGUCAGCCUAUUCCAACCUGGAUUAAAAGAUCAGCUCAAAUCUAUUGGAUGUUAUGACCCCAACUUCUUUUGUACUUUGCCCCUUUCUAGCCAUUUACUUCUGUAAAUAUGAAUAUAAAUGUCUUUCAGUUCAAGCAUAGUGUUCUGCACCCUUUUUGCACAAACAGAAAGGUAUGAGGAAUCAGGCUCUGUUUCCAAAAGUUACUGCAACUAAAUACUGUGCAUAGCUGUAGAAGUUAUGAACAUCAAAUAGUAAAAGGAAAGAAACUUCAUAGCGAUACAGACAUAAUACAAUUUGGGAAAAUUAUAGCCUUUAAACAAAAUUGUUAAAAAGUAGGAGAAGCUUAUGGGCUUUAAGCAGUUCUUACUAUAACCGGGAUGGGUAUUUGAAAAACAUUGUGCUGGUGUUCCAGGAAAAAAAAAAGUAGUUUUUUCAGCCUCAAAAUGUACAACCCUAAUUACCUUACCCUGUUACACCAGUUUUGUGCUGAUGUGACUUCACUGAAGGUAGUGGAGGUACUACUUACUUACAUUGGUGUAAACGAGAGGAUGUCAUCUAUUCUCAGUAUCAGAAAUCAAAUCUGUUUACAGACUGUGGAAGCACCUGUAACAGAGCUCUAGAUUUUUACAGAGAUUGCUUGGAAUUUGGAUUUUUUAUUUUUUAAAUAUUCCCAUUUCAUGGAGGUUUAGAGAUGUUCCCUUUAUUCUGAGAAUCAGCUUCACAAAACACUACAUAACUUUAAGCUUGAAUUAAAUCUGAACACCUUGCUCCUGCAAAACAUUACAGUAGGAUUACCAGAGCGAGGAGCCCAGGAUUGGGCCAUAUGUUUUAUUACAAAGCACUACGAAAUGGUGAUUUAGUGAAAUAUUAAUUUAAAGACAGUAACUUUUUCAACUGUGAAACUAUGUUUGAUUUUGACAGAACAGGAUGCUGCUGCUAAGUUUUUCUUAAAAAUGUAUUAUUUGCUUUCCUAAAGGUAGCAGAAAAAGCACCUGUACUGACAUACGCACUCUUUUCUGUUCUGAAAGGGUGCACUAGUAGGUUUUUCUUAUAGGUGAAACAGACUUUCAGUACAAUUUUUAAAAUGAAAACAUUUAAAUAAAAUCAAAAUCAUUAGUGGUUUGGCAUCUUGUGGAGAAGAUAGAAGCCUGCGUAUUAAGGGCAAUAUAGAAAUUACCAAGCUUAUAGAGAACUUUGUAUGUGAUGACCCUGCUGGUGGUGGUUUGGAGGGUUGUUUUUGUUUUUUUUUUUCCAACUUUCCCUUUUAUGUAAAAUAUUAAAAACCCUUUACUGGUCAGUAGCCCAUGUUUGUUGACAAUUUGAAGGUAUUUUCUUUGCUUUGUCAUUGUAUAACUGGCAUGUUCCAACAUCUGUUCUUAAUAAUAAUUGUGAAUUCCUCCUGUUCUGCAUGUCUGUACAGGUUGCAGACCUGGGCUGGACCCAUUCAAAAAAAAAAAUAUCAAAAAAAGCCACUUGAAAUUACUAUUUUGUUGAUGUUUUUGACAUCUUGAAAAUGCUUCAAGUUAAUGAAAAUGGCGUGGUAUUACAGAAAGAAUUGUAACUUGCUGCUUCUAAGAUUAUUUUUUUUUUAACUUCUUUCUCUUGUUUUAGUUUUACUUGAAUCAAAGAAGAACCACACUUGGUUUUUUAAAUACUAUAUAGCUGUGGAUGUUGUUGCAGAUUGUUGAAUCCCAAAUUAAUUUUUCAAUGUUUCAUACGAAUAAUGAAUUUGUAUCUUUUUUUUUUGUGCUGAAAGUUGUCUCAGUUUAGGUAAGGCUCUAUCUGUCCAAAAUGAUGUGUAGCUCACCACGCCUGCAGUUGGUGUGGGGUUUUUGUUUUUUUGUUUUGUUUUGUUUUAUAUUUACAUCUGUGUUAAUAAAGGGAGGCCAACUGGAAA
This is a messenger RNA of Tyto alba (common barn owl), 7876 nucleotides long. RefSeq names its product phosphatidylinositol-4,5-bisphosphate 3-kinase catalytic subunit alpha (gene PIK3CA). Gene Ontology annotation, biological process: phosphatidylinositol-3-phosphate biosynthetic process; phosphatidylinositol 3-kinase/protein kinase B signal transduction; cell migration. Gene Ontology annotation, cellular component: plasma membrane; cytoplasm; phosphatidylinositol 3-kinase complex, class IB. Gene Ontology annotation, molecular function: 1-phosphatidylinositol-4-phosphate 3-kinase activity; 1-phosphatidylinositol-3-kinase activity. The record is from RefSeq and is a predicted model, not a curated record. The transcript is spliced from 21 exons. NCBI's taxonomy places the organism in Eukaryota, Metazoa, Chordata, Aves, Strigiformes, Tytonidae. The coding region runs from base 362 to 3568 and encodes 1068 amino acids.